AUGUCGGGCGAUCAAAAUCUUAAGGAGAAAUUCAUCUCUAUUCUAGGGGAGGACGCCUGGGAUCCUAACUGGGAGACAGUCCAGCGUCUCAGUCCGGAGCUCCUAGACGCAAGCAUCGAUCUGUUACAUGUACCUAAGAAGAAAAACUACCUGUCGGCCAAGGUACAGCAGCUCAUCGCCAUUGCCGUUGAUAGCUCGUCUACCCAUCUCUACCUCCCGGGGAUUCAACAGCACAUCAAGCUAGCUUUGAAAGCGGGUGCUACGACCAGGGAGAUAAUGGAGGUGAUAGAACUCACAAGCACAUUGGGAAUCCAUGCGUGUAAUGUCGGUGUACCUCUGCUGGUCGAUGUUAUGAAAGAGGCGGGUAUAUACGACUGUCAUCCCUACGCAGGAAAGCCGUUUGAUGAGCAGCGCGAGGCGUUGAAAACUGAGUUCACGAAAAAGAGGGGCUAUUGGCAUCGAACUUGGGAGGAAUUUCUCGCCUUAGACCCGGAAUUCUUCAAAGCUUACCUGGAAUUUUCUUCUGUCCCCUGGACAAAGGAUGUGAAUGGUUUCCAGGGCGGUGGUGCAUUGGAACCUAAAGUGAAGGAAAUGAUCUAUUGUGCCUUUGAUGCGGCUGCGACUCAUCUAUAUGUGCCAGGUCUUCGCCUUCAUAUGGUGAAUGUGCUGAAAUAUGGCGGUACUCCGGAAGAAAUUCUCGGAGUUUUAGAGAUCGCCACCCAGUUGAGCGUUCAUACGGCGCAUGCCGCAGCUCCGAUCCUCGAAGAACUAAUCGGUAGAACUGAUGAACAUGGUGACACAUACGUCUAG
Molecule: messenger RNA, 810 nt
Organism: Penicillium pulvis
Lineage: Eukaryota; Fungi; Ascomycota; Eurotiomycetes; Eurotiales; Aspergillaceae
Product: carboxymuconolactone decarboxylase family protein
Exons: 2
Coding region: 1-810 (269 amino acids)
Molecular function (GO): peroxiredoxin activity
Source: RefSeq, a predicted model, not a curated record